Octodon degus (degu) is the source of this 3374-nucleotide messenger RNA. It is a transcript of the gene Phf19, whose product is annotated as PHD finger protein 19. The transcript is spliced from 15 exons. Gene Ontology annotation, biological process: chromatin organization; regulation of DNA-templated transcription. Gene Ontology annotation, cellular component: nucleus. NCBI's taxonomy places the organism in Eukaryota, Metazoa, Chordata, Mammalia, Rodentia, Octodontidae. Bases 71 to 1816 code for a protein of 581 amino acids. Gene Ontology annotation, molecular function: chromatin binding; DNA binding. The record is from RefSeq and is a predicted model, not a curated record.
CCGAUGUGCCUGGUGGCCGCACGCCAAGGGGGACCCGCGGACGCGCAGCCUCGCGUGUCAGCGGAAGCUGAUGGAGAACCGAGCUCUGGAUUCAGGGACUCGCGACUGCUAUGGUGCCACCAGCCACCUCCCCAACAAGGGGGCCUUGGCUAAAGCCAAGAACAACUUCAAAGACCUGAUGUCCAAGCUGACGGAGGGCCAGUAUGUGCUGUGCCGGUGGACAGAUGGACUGUAUUACCUUGGGAAGAUCAAGAGGGUCAGCAGUUCUAAGCAAAGCUGCCUUGUGACUUUUGAAGAUAACUCAAAAUACUGGGUUCUAUGGAAGGACAUACAGCAUGCUGGCGUUCCAGGGGAAGAGCCCAAGUGUAGCAUCUGCCUGGGGAAGACGUCUGGGCCGCUGAAUGAGAUCCUCAUCUGUGGGAAAUGUGGCUUGGGUUACCACCAGCAGUGCCACAUCCCCAUAGCGGGUAGUGCUGACCGGCCCCUGCUCACACCCUGGUUCUGCCGACGCUGCAUCUUCGCACUGGCUGUGCGGAAAGGUGGCGCGCUGAAGAAGGGAGCCAUCGCCAGGACCCUGCAGGCCGUGAAGAUGGUGUUGUCCUACCAGCCUGAGGAGCUUGACUGGGACUCACCCCACCGCACCAACCAACAGCAAUGCUACUGCUACUGUGGUGGGCCUGGAGAAUGGUACCUGCGGAUGCUGCAAUGUUACCGGUGUAGGCAGUGGUUCCACGAGGCCUGCACACAGUGCCUCAAUGAGCCUAUGAUGUUUGGAGAUCGGUUCUACCUUUUCUUUUGCUCCGUGUGUAACCAGGGCCCAGAGUACAUCGAGAGGCUGCCCCUGCGAUGGGUGGAUGUGGUUCACCUGGCCCUCUACAACCUGGGGGUGCAGAGCAAGAAGAAGUACUUUGACUUUGAGGAGAUUCUGGCCUUUGUGAACCACCACUGGGAGCUCCUGCAGCUUGGCAAGCUCACCAGCACUCCUGUAACAGAUCGAGGACCACAUCUCCUCAACGCUCUCAACAGCUACAAAAGCCGGUUUCUCUGCGGCAAGGAGAUCAAGAAGAAAAAGUGCAUUUUCCGCCUUCGCAUCCGGGUCCCACCGAACCCACCGGGGAAGCUGCUACCUGACAAGGGCCUGGCACCAAGGGAGAAUGGUGCCACCUCCUCUGAGCUGCGUAAGAGAGGAAAGAGCAAGCCUGGUUUGUUGCCUCACGAAUUCCAGCAGCAGAAAAGGCGAGUUUAUAGAAGAAAAAGAUCAAAGUUUUUGCUGGAAGAUGCUAUUCCCAGUAGUGACUUCACCUCGGCCUGGAGCACCAACCACCACCUGGCCAGCAUAUUCGACUUCACGCUGGAUGAAAUUCAGAGUUUAAAGAGUGCCAGCUCAGGCCAGACCUUCUUCUCAGAUGUGGACUUCACUGAUGCCGCCAGUACCUCCGGCUCCGCUUCUACCAGCCUUUCCUAUGACUCCAGACGGACAGUGGGCAGCCGCAAGAGGAAGCUGGCAGCCAAAGCGUACACGCCCCUGCGGGCCAAGAGGCGGGCAGCUGAGCUGGGUGGACGCUGCCCCUCGGACAGCAGUGCCGAGGUGGCUUCUGGCCCCGAGCGGCCAGAUGAAGGCAUCGACAGCCACACAUUUGAAAGCAUCAGUGAAGAUGACUCGUCCCUGUCCCACCUCAAGUCCUCGAUCACCAACUACUUUGGUGCAGCGGGGAGGCUGGCCUGUGGGGAGAAGUACCAGGUGUUGGCCCGGAGAGUCACACCAGAAGGCAAGGUUCAGUACCUGGUAGAAUGGGAAGGGACCACCCCUUACUGAGUGCCCCUUGGCGGGAUGCCAGGAGUCCUAAAAACCAAAGGAGGGACAGCAGAAGCCAUAGGCUGCCACUUUCCCCAGGUGGGGUGGGGGAGGGAAGCAGGACAGAGCUGCAAGUGCCAGGCCAGAGGCCCCAUGUACCUGCUCACCAGCCAAGGCCAAAGCCUGCACUGCCGCUUCACCAGCCGUACUCUCGCUUCUCAUGACCUUCAUCCCAUGCCUGGGUCUGAGGUCCCACUGGCUGGUUCUCAGUGUCUCUCUACACUCCACGCCCCUCAAACUCUUUGUCCCUCUGGAUUCGUGUCCCGUUGGCUCUGUAACCCACUUCUCCUCAGGCUCAAUCCUUUUGUCCCUGAGACUCAGUUCCUGCACCUCUCACCCCUCGUGGGUUUGUGUGUUUACACAUCCUCUAUGUGCACAUCUGUCCCUCCACUGGAUCCCUCACACCUCACCCCUGGGCGUCAGUCCUCCCUGGAAUCCCACUGGGAGAGUGGCUGAAGGUGGAACUUCUCUUCCUCCCUUUCCUGCCACUUCCUCUUGCUCCUAGAAUGUAUGUGUGCGUGUGUGUGCACGUAUGUUUGUGGGUGCCUCUGGGAAAACCCCUGUGGCAGAGACACUGGGACCCAGGGUGUGGGGCAUGCAGAGCUGCAGGUGGCAUCCGCAUCCGGCCUCAUCUGGAAGAAAACCAGAAGGGGGUGGGGUGGGGUGGGCCCUCAUUUUAGCUGCUUGCAGAGACGUUAGGAAGUGACUCAUUUGAUUGGAAAAUGGAAAGAAGUGCCUUGAUGGGAGUGGGGGCAGGGGUACCAAACUGGCACUAGCCUUGCCAACUGCUGCUGUGGCCUCCAGCCUGGUGGGGUUUUGCUGACUGCCAGCUGAACAGCGAAAGGGGAGAAGAGUGAGGGCAACAGCAGGGCUGAAGAGCUUGUUUGUGCACUCCUGGCCCUGCCCCCUGCCUGCCUGUGAGCACCCCAAGAGAUCUCUGACAUAGGUUAGCCGGCCUCUGCCUUAAACCUCAGCUCUCUAGUGCCUUUCAGAGGGAUCUCGCCUCCUCAGCACAGCCUGCUACUCGUCACUUCCUUGGUACUGCCAAGCAAGCAGGGACAAGUAGGCACUGGGCCCAGAUCUUAGCCCCACAGCUGCUGCCACUGAGCCCCCCAGAUGGGGCCAGGUGGGAGGGGAGCUGUUGGGUGGUGAGUGCCCAGCGCAGCGUGGGUGUGGAACCUGGGAUCCAGUCUGUGGUUUCCUGCUGGCCUUGGAGCACAGCAGGCUCACAGGCCUUCUCUUGGACUCCUGAGAAACCAGCCUGGGUGGGGCCUGUCUCAGCACCUUCCCUCCUUGGGCUUCAGAGAGACUGGGCCGGAGGGGAAGAGGGGGGAGGGGAGCCCACUUGGGAGGACAGCACAAGGCCUAGGAAGGUCACCUGAACCCCCCACUCUAGCAUUUCAUUGUUACCAGAUAAUAGCUGCAUUACUGCCAACUGACCUUAAUAACCUGUGCACCUUCUAAAAGAUCAUGGUUUUGAAUUGCUGCUUUUAACAACAUUUGUUAUAUUAAAGUUAUA